Heterocephalus glaber (naked mole-rat) is the source of this 1320-nucleotide messenger RNA. The record is from RefSeq and is a predicted model, not a curated record. Lineage: Eukaryota; Metazoa; Chordata; Mammalia; Rodentia; Bathyergidae.
CUUAUCCUCUGUGAUCUGAUCCGUGGCCAGGAUGAGUUCCUCUCCCUGGGAAGGGAUAAGCGCCUCUAGUUCCUUUUACUCCAUCCAUCCCUGUGGAUCAACCUGCUGCUACCUCUACACCUGCAGUGAGUGCAAGGACCAAGUGGACAGGCGCUGGUGCUACACAGUCUGUAAGGAUUAUGGCUUGUGUGUCUUCUGCUAUCACAGUAAACACCAUGACCACCCGAUGGAGAAACUGGGUCUCAGCUUAGAUGAUGACCCCAGCAACCAGCAGGCUGCGGCCACCCAGAGCCCAGAACAAUCUCACCGCCUGAGCAACCAGCACUGCAUCCAAUCCCUGGCCCAUGCCUGCCAGUGCUGUGAUGCUACCUGCUCCCUGCCCUCCUGCCACAAGAUGAGUCAGAUUGUACAGCACACCAAGGGCUGCAAAUGGAAAACCAAUGGCAGGUGCCCCAUCUGCAAGCAGCUGAUUGCUCUCUGCUGUUACCAUGCCAAGCACUGCCAGGAGAACAAGUGCCCUGUGCCAUUCUGCCUCAACAUCACGUGAAAGCGUAGCCAACAGCAGCUGCAACACAGGCUCCAGCAGGCCCAGAUGCUGUGCAGGAGGAUGGCCAGCAUGCAGCGCACUGGUGUGGUGGGGCAGCAACAGGGCCUGCCCUCCCCAACUCCUGCCACUCCAACCACACCAACGGGCCAACAGCCAGCAACUCUGCAAGUGCUAGGCUCAUUCCAUGGAGCAGCAGGCCAGGUGACCCUUGAGCCCUCUUUCAGGCUGCUCGGCUACUACUUCCAGGGCCCCGACCUGCCACUGUAGAAAUGGCAGUGCAGAUUCAGACAGCAGCUGAGACACUUGGUUAAAUUUUCCAAAGGCCAAUACAGUACCUAAUGGCCCAUGGCUCCCAUGGCCCCCAUGGGUAUGAACCCACCUCCCAUGACCAGAGGCCCAGUGGGCAUCUGGAGCCAGGGCUAGGGCCCCUGGCAAUACAGCAGCAGCACCCUGGGCCCAAGGAGGACUGCCUCAGCCCCGGCAACUCCAGUCCAGUGUGCUAAGGCCAACCAUGAUCUCUGUGGCCCAACACUGGCUGCCGUUGAACAUGGCUCCACAGCCAGGGUUGGGUCAGGUAGGUGUGAGCCCACUCAAACCAGGCACUGAGUCUCAAGCCUUACAAACCCUCCUGUGGACUUGGGCCUCCCAGGUCUCCCCCACAGCAGCAAACCCUUGUGCCCACCCCAUGAGUGUUGGCUACACUCACGACACAGUGGGCUGCCAAGUCUGCCAACUCAUUCACAGUCUCUCACAGAGCACCCUAGACAUACACG